Molecule: messenger RNA, 5186 nt
Organism: Drosophila gunungcola (fruit fly)
Lineage: Eukaryota; Metazoa; Arthropoda; Insecta; Diptera; Drosophilidae
Gene: MED26
Product: mediator of RNA polymerase II transcription subunit 26
Exons: 6
Coding region: 219-4784 (1521 amino acids)
Biological process (GO): positive regulation of gene expression; regulation of transcription by RNA polymerase II
Cellular component (GO): core mediator complex; nucleus; mediator complex
Molecular function (GO): transcription coregulator activity
Source: RefSeq, a predicted model, not a curated record
CAAGUGCAGCUGUCAAUGGUGAAAAUGGCGAAUUGUGAUGGAGUCCGGGAAUUGAUCAUAACUUAUUAAUUUUCUUAAUUUUGUGGCUAAUAUAAACAUUUCCGUAUUCAAGGAAGUGCCCCGAGGAAACACAAAUUUCAUAAUUAAGUUGUGUACCUAUUAUUUUACUCGCCGUUUCUUGGAUCUGGAUCAGGGGCUUUGCAAUACGGAAGACAUAAAUGAACCAAAACCAAAUCCAACAACUUACCACUCACCUAUCUCAGGCACUUGAUCAAAACUACGAUGUCGUCAAUAUGGAUGCAGUGCUUUCUGUUAUAUGUGCAUUGGAAGGCACAACAAUUACCAAGGAGCAGCUGGAGGCCACCAGACUGGCCAAAUACAUAAAUCAACUCAGACGAAGGACCAAGAAUGAGCACCUUGCUCGACGUGCAAAAUCCUUGCUGAAAAAGUGGCGAGAAAUGGUGGGAAUUCAGCAACCGGCUACUGACAAUAUGCAACAUCCCAGUCAAAUCCCUUCCCUGCCCACUCAGCCAUCGUCAGAUUUUGUGAAGUCCACCGCCACAGAACCAGACAGCCACUUAAGCGAGUCAGUAGGAUAUUUUCCGUUCUCCCAAUCACUGCCAUCGCAGCAACAUUUUUCUGACGUGCAUUCAAAUGCCGAUCCUUCCGAGCCUCCGCCCUUAGGUGUCCACACCCAGCUUCACAAAAACUUCUCAAAUCUUCUAUAUAACUGCGAACGCGAUGAAAACAACUCUACGACGUCAGUGCACAAUCGUAAGGAGCGGCGACAAUCGCAGCCUACUUUAGGUAGGCAGAAGGGAUCUCCUCAGGCGCUCAACGUCGAGCAGUCGUUGAACUCCGUUUUCAACUUGACCGAUGUUAGUACUGAGAAGAUAAACGAAGCCUCAGUUGUCAUUGACAUUGUAUCAGAUUCUGAUGAAAAUGACAACCAAUGUGCGUCGAAAGAAGAUAAGUCAAAUUUGUCUGCCCCUGUGCCUCUUGCGGUUCCAACCACACCAAGUUCUCGACAAAAAAAAAUAAAAAGAGAAAAAAAAAAUAAGGAUAGAGAUGUCCAAAUCACACAAAACUUAAGAUUUGGCACAAAAGGAAGCGAAGGUUUGCUACAAACGGCCCUCGCAGCCGAUUCAGAAAUUUUUUCACUUUCGAACAGUUCUAUGAGCUCAAUUUUAUCUGGAGAAGCUACAUUAGGUAAUUCGCAGCAUAAAACUAAAUUGAGUUCGAGCGAUUUGACAUUUACCGGCAGAUUUAAAUCAGUCAAUCAAUUAGAUUUUUUAAACCAGACUAAUUCCGGCUUUUUGUCCGGACCCAACAGUGUGUUGCGAAGCAACGAUUCUGGGAAACAAAAAUUUGAUGAAUAUAAUGCUUACGACUCAAGUGCAUCAUGUAGUCGUCUAUCUCCUUCAACUAUCGAGGAGGUGAGGAAAUCUGAAAAUGUGAUUGAUACGCGGUUACACAAUUUAAGUGCAACUCAGAUGCCUAUGACUUCUGUCGGUGUAGGGUAUGAUCCAAAUAGUAGGCCUGAGUAUUUGGAAAACUCUUCUCAUUCUCAAAUUCCAAAGAGACGUGGAAGAAAGAAAGGAUCAAAGGGUGUGGACGCUAUUAUUGCCAAGGAGUCAUCUAGCUUGUCUCAACAAAUUUUGUUUGGUGGCUCAACUGUUAAAAAGGUAAAGACUACAAAAGAACUCUUCAAUGAAAUUCAGAGCAGAAAAUUAAGUGUUUCCAUGCAAUCAUCAACGAGUAAUCUUUCAAAUUCGUCUACAAAUCGAGAAUUGUCUACUCGUGCAACCAGACCAACAUCAUCUUGUUCAGACACUUCAAUACAUUCUCCACAAAUUUUGGAAACGUUUUCGGGAAAUGCUACUUUAACAAACAAAGUAGAAGAUCCUGCGAAUACGGAUAGUGAUACUGUCACUUCAGAACCAUCUCACGAUAGUAAUAAAUCACACGAAAUUAAGGAAUGUACUUCUGUGGAUAGCAAUAGCAAUUCUAUUCAGACCUUACCUUUAGAAAAAAAUUCGGAAAACUUGAUGCCGAAAAAUUUAAAUGAUAUUACCACUCAACUUAUGCACCUGAUUCACAGCUUAAGCAGCCCAAUGAGUGAAAGUGAAAUUGAGAAAAUGUACCAAUCUCAAAUAGUACCGUGUACUUGCAUAGUUAUCGAAGAAGUUCAAAGUACUUUAGGAGAGUCAAUUGUAGCAUCAGAUAUUGAUACGAACGAUCUAAAAGGUAGUUUAGAUCAUAAAGAUAAUAUUUGCAGUCACAAGAAUGUAGAAAAAUUGAUACCGGAAGAACGUUUGGACAACGAUGAAGUUGGUGACACUCAACCAAAACCAGUAAAGUCCAUAUUUGAUCUAGAUUUCGAUGAUAACGACGAUCCUUUGUAUUCUAUUAUGGAUGAAAUUCGAAAACCAAUGAUAAAGAUUGAGGAAACAAAAAAAAGGAACUCUGAUAGCAAAAACUUAUUGGUUGUUGUAUCUACAAAUAAUGUUUCGCUAAAUUUGAUAAAUGCUAGCGCCGAUGCUCAACCGGAUAAUUCUAAUCAAGAAAUUGAGAGCAGUGGACCACACAAUGUUAGUAUUCCUGUUUUUACAGUUCGCGAAGAUCCCGAUUGCGUAGCAAAAGAAAGGUUUUAUGUUCAAACCAACAAAGUGACAAAUUUUCACAUAAAUGCAUUGCAUAAUUUCUAUAUACCAAACAUAAACGGAAAUUGGGAUAGUGUUGACUCAUCUCAAUUUGAAAAUAACUUUUUCCAUAUCUUGGAGUCAUACACAGUGACUAACGGAGCUGAUGUUGUUCCUAAAUAUGGACUUCUAACAUCAGAUCGAAUAAAAAAAGAUUUAAGUUCUUUAAAAUUUAUAAAACCCUUUAAAGCGAAACCUUUUAAAUCUUUUAUAUCACCAUUUCUUGGCGUUGCAAAGUGUUUACCAACAUGUCGACGUGCCAGACACUCGGCUAAAGAGUGGCCUAACUCAUCGUCUACUGCUGGUGCUACUACGAAAAGAGUUAAAGGUCCCGAAAAUAUAAUAGAAUACAAAUUUAAAAGUUCCAGCCCGCUUAAGGUAAACAUUGAUGAUCCGAUUUCUGGUAUGAACAGCCAUAAUGAAAACCACGUGCCAAUGCAAGUCAAUUCUAACAUCAAAAAAUCACCAUUAUCAAAAUCAUUAUUUGAUUCGUGCUCCGUUAAUGCUUUCAGCUAUGAUUUAUUAAAACUGGCUAAUGAAGAAAACCAGGUUGGAGAUGCUGAAGCAAGCGAUAAAAACAGUAAUCAGGAAUAUAAGGAAGACAGCCCCUAUAGUGCUAGUACUUCUAGCAGCAGUAGCUAUUCCAGUUUAAAAGAAACCCAAGACUCCAUAAACGAAAAGCUGCGAAAUCAGGCAAUCGACAGAAAACUAGAAACAACUCGAAGAAUCGGAAAAACAUAUGUAGGGGAUGCUACGAAAAAGAAGAAACGAUUACGCAAUGAAUUUAAUGGGUCAGCUAAACGGAUUAGGAUUGCUUUGAAUGGAACCUUUUCAAAUCUGAGUAGUAACAAUAACAGUAGUGAUAGUGACAACGGGGUAGAUAAUGAUGAUGAGAACGAAUUCGAAAACAGCAAUAACGAAGAGUACGCAGUUGUUCAACGCUCAAUAGCUGAUGGUGGAGCUUGCAGCAAUCAUAUUGUAUUGACAAUAAAAAAAACUCCAAGUAAAAUUAACUCUCCAGCAAACUCAAUGACUGCAGUUUCACCAAAAACAGCAUUAGAAGGGGGGAACGUAAAAAACUCUAUUCCCAACUCUAAUCUGGAAGAAGCGUUUAAAUCACGAAGUACAUCUGAAAUUCCACUGAAAAAUGGCAAUUUAAUAUCGAAAACAAGAAAGCUUGCACCUCGACCCAGGCAUAACCGCUAUCGCCGUACAAGUCGAAAACACGAUAAAACUCAAAUUAAAGCUUUUGAUUUAGAACUACAAAAUUGUUUCCAUUUAAAACCAAAGGCAACAGAUCCCUCUUCGGAUACAAAGCUUCAUCAUAAACUGUUCUUUCCCCAUGAAUUGUGCAGGGAAAACGCUGCGGGUAGGAAAGAAAGGAUAUUUAAUUAUAGCAGUAGCAGCAGUUCUAGUUAUGACGAUGAUAGCGAAGUGGAAAAUACCUCCGUGGAGGGGGAAGAGGAAGCGACAAAACUUUCAACGCUUGAUAUAUAUAAUUUAAAACUUGAGACUGAAACGAGUGCCGAAGCAUCGAUUUCGGAAGUGAAAUUUGAAAGCGAAGAAGAUUCGUGUUUAACUUUGUUAACCGAUGGCGAUUCCGAUGACCAAGAAGUAAUUCAAGAAAUUUCCGAUACAGUCGAUGACCUAAACGAUUUUCAAAACAACAACUUGCUGCAAUCUUUUAAUUCAAUAUAUGAUGAGCGUCUGCCAAUGAAACCGAAGCCUGCUGUCAGUAUGGAAUCAUCCCCGCCCCUAGAAUCUCUCGAAUCACUAAGAAACAAGAAUUCUGAUGUUAGUAAUAGAUGUUGUAACAAUAACAACUUAGGUAUAGACUUAACUAAUGAAUGCAGUAACAUUAGUCGGAAACCUAUGGAUUCUGCAGAGUCAAUAACUAAAUUGCCAUUGCUUGGCGUUGAGUGCCGUACUGGCAUUCGAGCAUCCUCCGGUGCUGCACCUACCAGAGUAUCUGACAUGAACUUAAACAGGAUUCAAACAUUUAAGGAAUGGCAUCAAGUUCUCCAGUUAAAAUCCUACAACAAUGAGCCCUUAAUCGUUCUGCCUUACGUUUUGCUUGAAUAAAUUCAAAGUUUCUCUCACGCUGUGUGAUAGCAUUUCCAAAACAAACAAAAAAAAGAAAAUGUAAAAGCGUGUGUCAAAGUAAAUACCUUUAAAAAAUUAUUAUCAUUUUAAUUCUAACGUGUUGUGUUGUGCAUACUUAGUCAGUUUUGAUUAGAUCACAGCACUGUUGGUUAAUUGUAUGUUUGCCAGGAUAAAAAAUAUAUUAAUAUAAGAAGAAAUAGUUGCGUUCGCAACAUGAAUUUUUGUAACAUUCUACUGUUAAAACAAUUUUAUAUGUUUUUACUUCAAAAAUUUCAGUAAAUAUAUUAAUAUAAGUAAUGAAAACUAAUGUAAAAAAAUAACUGUAAAUAAACUAGAUAUAUUUUAAAUAAGUUUCUUAAUAAAUUUAUUUUAAAAAUUUAA